Messenger RNA from Candidula unifasciata, 529 nucleotides. The record is from the annotation of a GenBank genome assembly. Lineage: Eukaryota; Metazoa; Mollusca; Gastropoda; Stylommatophora; Geomitridae.
AUGACAUAUUAUGAAGACCGUGGCCGAGUGCGGUUCAAUUUCACAGCUGACCUAGCAGUGGACGGUGAUAUCCGGCAAAUCUUUAGCACAAAGGCCUGCUCCAGUACCUUCCAAACUCCCACGUGGACUUUGAUUAUGCCACAGCCACGCUGCGUGCACAGAUACAUCAUCUACAACAGAUCUGAUAGUAAGAUGGAUCGGCUGCUUCGAUUUUCCAUGCAGAGCUUUGACUCGCAGAACCGUUCGCUGUUCUUCUACCAAGACAGCAGUCUGGUCGCCAAACAAAUAUACACGAUCGAUCACAAGCCCUUUCCGGUGUCGACAGUGAUUAUCCGAAGCAACCACACGGACAAGACAUUGACUUUGUGUGAGGUGGAAGUUUACGGAGACUCCAUCUGUGACUACCAGCACUAUGGACGUGAAUGUGAGCUUAAGUGUAAUUGUUUCGGCAAUGAACCCUGUUUUGUGAGCACUGGAAUGUGUCCUACUGGAUGUCCCGCUGGCUACAUGGGACAUGCCUGUGACACCG